Molecule: messenger RNA, 3783 nt
Organism: Lytechinus pictus (painted urchin)
Lineage: Eukaryota; Metazoa; Echinodermata; Echinoidea; Temnopleuroida; Toxopneustidae
Exons: 11
Coding region: 343-3561 (1072 amino acids)
Source: RefSeq, a predicted model, not a curated record
AGAUUGUAAUGUUGAAAAAAUAGUUUAUCACCAGCGCCAGCUGUCAACGUGUAACUCGAACAUUUUGAAAUAGCAGUAAUCUAUACGAUCGUGCUACGAAGGGAAAUGGCGACCUCUUUGACCAUACAUGCUGUACUCAUUAAUGUUAAAUAGCACAUCACAAAACCGAAUCAGGAGUUGAAAAGGAAACCAGCAACACUCGUUUGACACAAUACCAGCGAUUUUUCCCCAAAGUGUAUAGCAUCUGGGAGUCUCCUACAAGUUCGACUUUAUACGAGUUUAUUUGCUGUUGUUGGAUUUCAUGUCGUUCUGAAAGCAAGUCUUUGUACAGCCAGAUUCGAUAUGAUGACAAGCGCUUAUGGUGGACAUGCUGUGGUUGUUCUUGUUCUAACGAUCUUCAGUUGUGAAACAGAAGGAUUUGGUGUGUCAAUCAUGAGAGGCAAGUAUCUUCCAGUCAUUGGCGAGGAUUUUACAUUGGUCUGCACGUACACACUACAGGCCAGAAAUAGGGAGAUCACGUGGGAGAAGGAUGGUGAAUCACUCGCAACAUGUGAUUGUGGGGAAGAUCGGUCCUGUAGGUUUACUGUUCUAGACCAAUGGAAAUUCAGCUUGUUGGCAGACGACUCCAGUGCUAAUCUUACGAUAAAACAACUGGUUGGUGACGACGGCGGCCAUUACAAAUGUUCUGUCCGCCAAACUGCCUUUUCCUACAAUACAGUAUCAAAGAGCAUGCACGUAACACCAUUACUACCAGUUCUUCCAUCUAGCACGACAAUCUUUCAAUCUGGAAAUGACAAAGUCCACCAGACAUCAACAGUUAUUUACGUUCAACAAGGUUCUUCGGCUUCGAUCACCUGUCAAAGUAUUGGAUCACGACCGGCAGUUGAAGUGACAUGGAGCAUUGACGACCCUGGUAUUCCUCCUGGAAAUAAAAGUCUGUCGAAGACUCAAAAUGCUCUAGACGGCAGUCUGUUUGAUACCAAAAGUACUUUCAAUUUUCAUCUGUGUAGGAAGUAUCUAGGGUUGAUUCUCUGGUGCUUUGUAUAUCUGGGUGAAGAUUUUGUCGAACGGCAGUAUGUUACAAUAUCAACCUAUGCACCACCGGAUGAGGUAGUUAUGACUUUCCUUGCUGAAUUAAAAGAAGGGAUAAAAGUCACCGUGAUCUGCAAGGCUGCUAAUGGAUACCCAGCUCCUCGCAUUUACUGGUACAUAGGAUCAAGAAAUAUGACAGGUCAUUCAUCCCUGAAUACAAGUGAAAAUGAGGCUGGUCGAUAUGAUGCUGAGGGUACUUUGACAUUCGUACCAAAGAGGUUGGACCAUGGGAAACAUCUCCUGUGCUUUGCAGUUCAAACUACAGUAUCCACCACGUGGUCUGUGAAUGAUAGCAUGGUUCUAAUUAUAACAGGAUUAUUGGAUUGGACACUAUCACUCUCAUCUCAAAUGGAGUACCAUAUUUGGUGCUUGUUUGCUCUUCUUGUUUUUGGCAAAGGCUCUCCCUUUACCGUGUCAACAGCCACGAUUUAUUUUCAACCAACGCAGACCCUACCAGUCAAAGGAGAAGAUUUUACGAUGGAGUGCAUUUAUUGGCCUCCUUCGAAUCUUCGCACUGUCAAGUGGAAACACGAAGAAACACCAAUUGCGUCUGAGUGGUGCACAACUGCAAGUGAAUGUACACCUAAUAUUUAUAAUCCUUCAAAGUACAAGUUAUUGGGAGAUGACAGCAGCACAUCCCUCACAAUAAUUAAUUUGAACACUGGUGACAAUGGGAUAUACACAUGCAAUGUGCUUAACCUACAUGGAGAACGUUCAGCGACUGAAAUACUGGAAGUACUAAAUCCAGUUCCACCCUCACGGGUUUUCAUGUCUGACGCCCACUGGGGCCGGCAAUACUUGAACAACGCCAAUAUAAGUAUAACUGCUGGAGAGUCGUUUAGCAUCACAUGUGAAGCAAAUAGGGCAAAGCCUCCUGCAGCACUGCAAUGGCUAGUACCAGAGGACGUGACCGUUGUUCAUCAGGAUCAAUCUGAUAUCAUUCAAGACGGAUCUUACAUCUCCAGGAAAACUUUGACAAUCACACCCACCAGAGUUGACCACGAAAAGAGUCUCAGCUGCAUCGCAUCACACCCGGAAAUACAAAGGAGUCUUAGAUCCUCAGUUCUUCUGAAUGUUCAUGGCUCCACUUCUACCAUGUCUUCAGCCACGAUUUCUUUCCAACCAAGACAGAUCCUACCCGUCAAAGGAGAAGAAUUUACGAUGAGGUGUACCUAUUCGCCUCCUCUAAAUGAUCGUACAGUACAUUGGACACACGAGGGCAUACAGGUUGCUUAUGAAUCGUGCACUUCUGCGAGUAGCUGUACAUCUAAUAUUCUCAAUCUUACAAAAUACAAGUUAAUGGGAGAUGACCGCAGCACAUCGCUUACAAUAAUCAAUUUAACCUCUAGUGACAAUGGGAUAUUUACAUGCAAUGUAUUUUACCCAGAUGGCAAACAUUCAGCGAAUGAAAUACUGGAAGUACUAAAUCCAGUUCCACCAUCACAGAUAUUUAUGUCUGAUACCCAAUCAGGCCGACAAUACUUGAACAACGCCAAUAUAAGUGUAAUUGCUGGGGAUUCGUAUAGCAUCACAUGUGGAGCAAAUAGAGCAAGGCCUCCUGCAGAAUUACACUGGCAAAUACCAGAGGACGUAACUGUUGAUCAUCAGGAUCAAUCUGAAGUCAUCCACUAUGGAUCUUACAUCUCCCAGAAAACUUUGGCAAUCACAUCCACCAGAGACGAUCACGGGAAGAUUCUUAGCUGCACCGCAUCACACCCAGAACUACAAAAUAAUAUCAGAUUCUCAGUUUUUGUGAAUGUUCAUGUUCUGCCGGCUAGUGUGCUUCUCUUUCCGACCGGAGGUAACCAGUCACAAUCAACAGUCCUAUAUGUUCAAGAAGAUUCACCGACUUCUAUCACGUGUAAAAGUAUUGGAUCAUUCCCAGCUACUGAACUAUCAUUCUGGUUAGUUAGUGAGUCUGACAGGACUCGGAUCCAUGGAAAUGUCUCAAGCAAUAUGAGUGUUGUAGACGACACUUUGUUUGACACUGAAAGUACCAUAACCAUAAGACCAGAUGCCAUUAACCAUGGAAUGCACAUUAUAUGCUCAUCGUAUAUGGAAGGCGCCUUCUUUGUUGAAAUAGUAGCAGUCAGACUAAUUGUUUACGGACUACAAGACAAAGUAGUAAUGACUGUCCCAGGUGAUAUGCUCGAAGGCAGAGAGAGUAAAGUAACCUGUAGAGCUCGUAACGGAUACCCGGCUCCGCUGCUACGUUGGUACAUCGGAUCCAAAAGUGUCACAAAUAGCUCAUCUCUUAAGAUCUCAGUCAACAGCGCUGAAAGAUAUGAUGUUGUAAGCACUCUGAUCUUCAUACCAAAUAAGUGUAACCAUGGGAAACGUAUUUUCUGUCAGACAGUUCAACCUAUGUUAUCCACUGUGCCGUCCGUGAAUAACUUAUGCGAGCUUAGGAGACCAUUGGCAGUAAUGACAAAUUAUUUAUGGCAGAUGAUUCAAGAAUUACAGAAAUGAAUGAAUGAAAAACUAUCUACAACGAAAUUGAAAUGGAGUACAACAGUUCCAAUCAGUUAUGACUCAUCGUCAUACUUAAGACACGGUUUAUCAAGGCUGUAGAGAUAAGUUUUUCCGGGGAGGGGGGCAAGACGUAUACAAUUUUUCGGAAAAACUCGAAAGGAGGGAGGAGGCAACUUGUCUCGUGAAGGUUUUGACAUGUUUAAAGUGAAAAUGAAGGAU